Cyprinus carpio (common carp) is the source of this 4772-nucleotide messenger RNA. RefSeq names its product ATP-binding cassette, sub-family B (MDR/TAP), member 4 (gene abcb4). The record is from RefSeq and is a predicted model, not a curated record. NCBI's taxonomy places the organism in Eukaryota, Metazoa, Chordata, Actinopteri, Cypriniformes, Cyprinidae. The transcript has 28 exons. Gene Ontology annotation, cellular component: membrane. Gene Ontology annotation, biological process: transmembrane transport. Bases 245 to 4066 code for a protein of 1273 amino acids. Gene Ontology annotation, molecular function: ATP binding; ABC-type transporter activity; ATP hydrolysis activity.
AUUGUGGGAGGGCAAUCAUGACACAUGAACGUUGUAAAUGAUGUAAGCAGCAGUAAAGUCACGGCUGUGUGCGCGCGCUCUGGCAGUAGAUCCUCUGCGCUCCUGCGGCGCAGCAGUCAGUGUGCUGGGACAGCGGGGCGGGACGACAGCAUCUGAGCACACAAAGCCACCUGCCCCAUCAAGACCAUUAACUCCAUAUUAACACCUACUAUCAGACUAUCAGCAUCGAAGAUAAACAGCAAACAUGGGCAAGAAGGACAAACUGAAUAUAUCAAAUGGCAAAAAAGAGGAGAAUGGAGAUGUAAGUGGUGAGAAAAAUGGCAAGGAAGAGGAGAAAGAAAAGGUGGAGAUGGUGGGACCAUUUGAAGUAUUUCGCUAUGCAGAUGGUGUCGACAUUUUUCUGAUGCUGGUUGGCACAGUCAUGUCCAUAGCUAAUGGGGCAGUACUUCCUCUCAUGGUUAUUGUAUUUGGAGGCAUGACAAACAGCUUUGUGGAUGAUACAAUAGCAGAGAAUUUAAAGAACAUCACCCUUUCACCCAACUUCACCUUCCCACAGUCCAGUAAUGAGACUUUAGGAGAGCAGAUGACAAGGCAUGCUAUAUACUACAGCAUCAUGGGAUUUGUAGUUUUGUUUGCCGCAUAUAUGCAGGUGGCCUUUUGGACUCUUGCCGCAGGACGUCAGGUGAAGAAACUUAGAAAGAGAUUCUUUCACUCAAUCAUGAAACAGGAGAUCGGCUGGUUUGAUGUCAAUGAGACAGGACAGCUCAACACACGCCUCACAGAUGAUGUCUACAAAAUAAAUGAAGGCAUUGGGGAUAAGCUUGGCAUGCUGCUUCAGAAUCUGACCACCUUUAUAACUGGCAUCAUCAUUGGUUUUGCCCAUGGCUGGAAGCUGACCCUCGUCAUUCUCGCUGUUAGCCCUUUACUCGGGAUCUCAGCUGCUAUCAUCGCAAAGGUGAUGACAUCAUUCACAUCGAGGGAACAGACGGCCUACGCCAAGGCUGGAGCAGUGGCUGAGGAAGUGCUGUCAUCCAUCAGAACUGUCUUUGCCUUUGGUGGACAGAAGAAAGAGAUACUGAGGUAUCACAAAAACUUAGAGGAUGCCAAGAACGUUGGCAUAAGGAAGGCAGUCACUGUGAACAUUGCUAUGGGCUUCACAUUCUUCAUGAUUUAUAUGUCCUAUGCACUGGCCUUUUGGUAUGGCAGCACUCUUAUCCUGGCUGGAGAAUACAAUAUCGGCAUACUUUUAACAGUUUUCUUUUCAGUCCUGAUUGGAGCUUUCGGCAUAGGUCAAACGUCUCCUAACAUCCAGUCCUUCUCUAGUGCAAGAGGGGCUGCCCACAAAGUUUUCCACAUCAUUGAUCAUGAACCCAAAAUCAACAGUUUCUCUGAGGAAGGCUACAAACUUGAUGUUGUAAAAGGAAACAUAGAGUUCAAAAACAUUCACUUCACAUACCCCUCACGACAGGAUGUGAAAGUUCUGAAUGGCUUGAAUCUUAAAGUCAUGAGUGGGCAGACCAUUGCUUUGGUGGGCAGCAGUGGGUGUGGAAAAAGCACAACGAUCCAGCUCCUACAACGCUUCUAUGACCCACAGGAAGGAACGGUGACUAUAGAUGGCCAUGAUAUUCGCUCUCUGAACGUGCGAGGUUUGAGAGAACUGAUUGGUGUAGUAAGCCAGGAGCCAGUGCUGUUUGCCACAACCAUCUCAGAAAACAUCCGCUAUGGCCGAGAAGAUGUCACCCAGGAGGAGAUCGAGCAGGCCGCACGUGAAGCCAAUGCCUACGACUUCAUCAUGAAGCUCCCAGAUAAAUUUGAGACUUUAGUUGGAGAGAGGGGCACCCAGAUGAGUGGUGGACAAAAGCAGCGCAUUGCUAUUGCAAGAGCGCUUGUGCGCAACCCAAAAAUCCUACUUCUUGAUGAGGCUACGUCUGCUCUGGAUGCAGAGAGUGAAACUAUUGUGCAAGCAGCGUUAGAUAAGGUCAGGCUGGGCAGAACUACCAUUAUAGUGGCUCACCGGCUGUCUACUAUUCGAAAUGCUGAUGUCAUUGCUGGAUUCCAGAAUGGUGAAAUUGUAGAACUGGGCACACAUGACGAACUGAUGGAGAGAAAAGGAAUCUACCAGUCUCUUGUUACUAUGCAGAUGUUUAAGAGCACAGAGGACACAGAGGAGGGCAAAGAGGAGAUGACUAUGGAUGAAAAGAGUCCCUCAGUCAGCUCUCUGAAUGAUCGCGCACUCUUCAGACAGAAAUCAAGAAGUGGCUCAGAAAAAGAUCAGCAGGAUGAAGAGAAACAGACAGAGGAGGAGAAUGCUCCAAACAUCUCCUUCCUGACAGUCCUGAAACUGAAUCAACCGGAAUGGCCGUAUAUGGUGGUUGGAGUUUUAUGUGCCACCAUAAACGGAGGCUUGCAGCCUGCCUUUGCUGUCAUUUUCUCUAAAAUCAUUGCUGUGUUUGCUGAGAUAGAUCAGGAUCUUGUACGAAAGAGGACUGAGCUCUACUCUCUGCUGUUUGCUGGCAUUGGGGUUGUGUCCUUUUUCACUUUGUUCUUUCAGGGUUUCUGUUUUGGAAAAGCUGGUGAGAUUCUGACCAUGCGACUGAGGUUUAAAGCCUUUAAUGCUAUGAUGAGACAGGACCUGAGCUGGUAUGAUAAUACUAAGAACAGUGUGGGUGCGCUGACCACCAGACUGGCUGCAGAUACAGCUCAAGUGCAGGGUGCAACUGGUGUAAGAUUGGCAACACUGGCACAGAAUGUGGCCAACUUGGGCACCGCCAUUAUCAUCUCAUUUGUGUACGGCUGGCAGUUGACCCUCCUCAUUCUCUCCAUUGUGCCAAUCAUGGCUGUGGCUGGAGCCAUCCAGAUGAAGUUACUGGCAGGACAUGCUCUAAAAGACAAGAAGGAGCUUGAGCAAGCUGGGAAGAUUGCAACUGAAGCUAUUGAGAAUAUCCGUACUGUGGUUUCAUUGACCAGGGAGAGCAAGUUUGAGACUCUGUAUGAGGAAAACUUAGUUGUGCCCUACGAAAACGCUAAGAAAAAAGCACAUGUUUUCGGCCUGACUUUCUCCUUCUCUCAAGCGAUGAUCUAUUUUGCCUAUGCUGGCUGUUUCAAGUUCGGCUCUUGGCUCAUUGAACAAAAGCUGAUGACCUUCGAGGGUGUCUUUCUUGUGAUCUCAGCUGUGGUGUAUGGAGCAAUGGCUGUUGGAGAGGCAAACUCAUUCACUCCAAACUACGCCAAGGCCAAGAUGGCUGCUUCUCAUGUCCUGAUGCUCAUCAACAGAGUCCCAGCCAUUGACAAUGCUUCAGAGGAUGGAGACAAGCCGGAUAAAUUUGAAGGGAAUGUGAGUUUUGAAGAUGUGCAAUUUAACUACCCAUCCCGGCCGGAUGUACCAGUCCUGCAGGGUCUCAGGCUCCGGGUGAAGAAGGGGCAAACUCUCGCUCUGGUGGGCAGUAGUGGCUGUGGCAAGAGCACCACCAUCCAAUUACUGGAGAGAUUUUAUGACCCUCAGCAGGGCAAAGUGAUGAUGGAUGACAAUGACACAAAGCAACUGAACAUCCACUGGCUGCGCUCGCAAAUUGGCAUCGUUUCCCAGGAGCCUGUGCUGUUUGACUGCAGCCUGGCAGAGAACAUCGCAUACGGAGACAACAGCAGAAAAGUCAGCCAGCAGGAGAUCGAAGAGGCUGCUAAGGCUGCUAACAUUCAUUCCUUUAUAAAUGGGCUGCCUCAGCAAUACCAGACACAAGCAGGUGAUAAAGGUACACAGCUGUCAGGAGGGCAGAAGCAGCGUAUUGCUAUAGCGAGGGCCAUCCUCCGCAACCCCAAACUCUUGCUGCUAGAUGAAGCCACAUCUGCUCUGGACACUGAGAGUGAGAAGAUAGUGCAGGAUGCUCUGGAUAAGGCACGCGAGGGCCGCACUUGUAUCAUCGUAGCCCACCGGCUGUCCACCAUCCAGAACGCAGACCGUAUAGCUGUGGUCCAAAACGGGGUCGUGGUGGAGCAGGGCACACAUCAGCAGCUCCUCAGCCAGCAGGGGGCGUACUACACCCUUGUCACCUCUCAGAUGAGUCACUGAUGGUCAAGAGCAGCAGCACACAUGCAGAUUCUAGAAAAAAUUACAUAGAAAUGCUCUCCUGUGCUUGCAGGCCUGUAUUUCAUUUUAGGAGCCAUUGCUACAGGAAGCCGGGAAAAUAGUAAGGAUGUGGACAUUUGUGUCCAAGUGUAAUGUUAGCGGAGCAGAGGUCUGACUAAGCAUUUUGUAACUGUCAGUGCCUUGUCGUUUUUUGCUUUUCAGUUUUAAGAUGUAACAUUAAUCCAAAGCAGAGCUUUCUUGUUGCUGAUUUAAUUGUAUUAAACAACAAAAAAAGGUAUUUCUAUUAACUGUUCUACCAAGCACUACCAUAUUCUGAUUUCCUGAUCACACACUUUGUACAUGCAGAAGGCAGAAUAUUUCAAAUGGGAUUGUCUUUGAAUAAUAAUGUACAGUAAUUUAUAUAUACAUAAAUAAUUGGUCCAUUUGUGCCUAUACCAAAAAUGUUGCCUUGCUUUCUCGUUAGUGAAGACAGUUAUUGUUCUUCAGGUGACAAGAUGACCAAAGAGUUUGUAUUAUGAUAAGUGACUACAUGAUAGUGUUCUCUGUGUGUGGUGCCUUGAUAUUUAUCAGACUAACAUAAGGCUGGUUUAUUUGGUCUUGUUAUGGCAUUGUUUCAUUGUAUCGCACAUACUGUAAAAGUCUACUGUAAAAAAAAAAAAGUUUAGAAUAAAGAUUUCAUUUUUCAUUA